Cornus florida is the source of this 528-nucleotide messenger RNA. RefSeq lists its product as uncharacterized. The record is from RefSeq and is a predicted model, not a curated record. The transcript has a single exon. NCBI's taxonomy places the organism in Eukaryota, Viridiplantae, Streptophyta, Magnoliopsida, Cornales, Cornaceae. Bases 1 to 528 code for a protein of 175 amino acids.
AUGGAGGCCCUAAGCAGAUUGAUGAGCAAGGCUACUAAGUUGGGGUCUUUGAGAGGCUCUCAGGUGGGCAGGGAUGUUGCUCCCCAGUUGGAGGUCUCUCAUUUGAUGUUUGCCGAUGAUACUUUGGUUCUUUGUAAUGCGAAUGUAUCCCAGCUUCGUUAUCUGAGGUGUGUCCUGAUCUGGUUCCAAGUUGUUUCUGCCCUUAAGGUGAAUGUGGGUAAAAGCAUUUUGGUGCCGGUGGGAGAGGUUCCUGAGAUUGAGUUUUUUGCUGAUAUUCUUGGUUGUCGUACUGGCUCUUUUCCCAUUUCUUACUUAGGGAUGCCUUUGGGGGCCCCAUCAAGAUGUGUUGGGGUUUGGGAUCCUGUGGUGGAUAGAUUUGAGAAGAGGUUGGCGGGUUGGAAGAAGCAGUAUCUCUCCAAGGGAGGUCGGGUCACUCUGAUUACGAGCACGCUUUCUUGCCUUCCUACUUAUUUUAUCUCUGUGUUUCAGAUUCCCUCUUCAGCUGCAGAAAGGAUUGAGAGAUUGUAA